AUUUUGUAGUCCCAUCAUGAACCGCGGUAGCGCCUAUAGAGGCGGAACUUCACUGUAAGUGUUUGUGUUUCCGGUCGGACACGUUCGAGAGUAGCGCAGCUGCAGAUUGCAUGUGCAGAGAGAAACUUCACUUGCUGCAGGUUUGAGUUCAGGAUGGAGUCAGCUGCGGAGGUUGACAGAGGAACUGCAGCUAUUAAAGAGCAGUUCCUCACCACCAAAGAGAAGUUCCAUGCGUUUCUGGAGACGGGCCGGCCGGGUCAGAAGAACGACGAGGCGGAGCGAGACUCCGGAGAACCGGAGCAGAAGAGGAUCCGACUGGACAGCGAUGGAGCGCAGGAGGAGCCAGACAAGAAAGAGAAGAGGAAGAAGAUGAGAGGACAGAAUAAAUCCAGACCUCACAUGAAACCUCAGAGCUAUGAAGACAGACGAUUGUGUCCGUCAAUCAUUCAGGAGCGAGACACCAAGUGCUUCUACGGCGAUAAGUGCCGCUUCCUCCACGACGUGUCCGAGUACAUGUCCACUAAAGCUGCGGAUCUGGGAGAUCAGUGCUAUCUGUUCAACACCUUCGGCAAGUGUCACUACGGCGUCACCUGCAGGUUUGCUAAAGCUCACACGAGCGCCGAGCUGAAGAACCUGGUGAACGAGGAUCUCUACAAACCCUCCACUGAGAGAGAGACGGUCAGAAACCACCUGGACAAAGACCUGCAGAGACAACUGCGCAAGAAACAGGUGAGCUUCAAGGGCGCCGAGGCGUAUCUGAAGACCAUCACCCGCGGGAAGAAGCUGGAGGAGAAUCAGAGCGGCCCGAGAGACGCUGAUAACACUCCAGAAACAAAGGAGUGUGCCGUUCCUCCUGUGAAGACUGUGGGACCGAUUACAGACGCUGACAUCAUCAAGCUGCGACCAUGUGAAAAGAAACAGGUGGAUUUCAGAGACAAACUCUAUCUGGCUCCUCUCACUACGUGUGGGAAUCUGCCGUUCCGGCGCGUGUGCAAGCGCUUCGGAGCCGACAUCACGUGUGGAGAGAUGGCCAUGUGCACCAACCUGCUGCAGGGUCAGGCGUCUGAAUGGGCUCUGCUCAAGAGACACGCCACUGAAGACCUGUUCGGCGUUCAGCUGGAAGGCUGUUUUCCAGACACCAUGACCAGAUGUGCCGAGCUGCUCAAUCAAAACAUCGAUGUGGAUUUUGUGGACAUAAACUCCGGCUGCCCCAUCGAUCUCGUUUACAAGAAGGGUGGCGGAUGUGGCCUCAUGACACGAACCUGCAAAUUUGAACAAAUCGUGAGGGGAAUGAAUUCAGUUCUGGACGUUCCUUUAACGGUUAAGAUCCGUACGGGAGUUCAGCAGAAUUGCAACAUCGCGCACAAGCUGAUCCCAGAGUUAAAGAAGUGGGGCGUUUCGCUCAUCACGCUGCACGGCAGAUCACGGGAACAGCGUUACACGAAGUCAGCUGAUUGGGAGUAUAUCGACACCUGCUCAAAACUGGCAGCUCCCGUACCUCUGUUCGGUAACGGAGAUAUCCUGUCGUAUGAAGACGCCAUGAAAGCCAGAGAGACGGGAGUGUCUGGGAUCAUGGUGGCGAGGGGCGCGCUGAUCAAGCCGUGGCUCUUCACGGAGAUCAAGGAGAGCAGACACUGGGACAUUUCCUCCGGCGAGCGUCUGGACAUCCUGCGGGACUUCACCAACUACGGCCUCGAGCACUGGGGCUCCGACACGCAGGGCGUAGAGAAGACGCGCAGCUUCAUGCUGGAGUGGCUCUCCUUCCUGUGCAGGUAUAUUCCCGUGGGAUUGUUGGAGAGAGUCCCACAGAAGAUCAACGAGCGUCCGCCGUUCUACAUGGGUCGAGAUUACAUGGAGUCUCUGAUGGCCAGUCAACACGUGGGCGACUGGAUACAAAUCAGUGAGAUGCUGUUGGGUCCGGUACCUAAAAACUUCAGUUUUCUGCCGAAACACAAAGCGAACGCUUAUAAAUGACCAGCGGCUGUGAUGAAAGUCUAUGAUUGUUGAAUAGAAGUGCUAAUCAACUUUUUUUUAUUUUAUUUAUAUCUAGUUUGAACAUGAUUUCUUAAGCUGAAGCUGUUUAUAUUCAAGUUGAAUUUAUUUUAGAUGUAUUAAAGAUGUUGAAGACUGAA
Messenger RNA from Ctenopharyngodon idella (grass carp), 2132 nucleotides. It is a transcript of the gene dus3l, whose product is annotated as dihydrouridine synthase 3-like (S. cerevisiae). Gene Ontology annotation, molecular function: flavin adenine dinucleotide binding; RNA binding; metal ion binding. Lineage: Eukaryota; Metazoa; Chordata; Actinopteri; Cypriniformes; Xenocyprididae. The record is from RefSeq and is a predicted model, not a curated record. Gene Ontology annotation, biological process: tRNA processing.